AUGGUGAGGGCUCAGUUCUGCAAGAAGACUGGUUUGAAGAAAGGAACUUGGAGCCCUGAAGAAGAUAAGAAGUUGGUAGAUUACAUCAACAAAUACGGCAUUUGGAACUGGAGUGAAAUGCCGAAGUUGAGGAGGUCUGGGAAGAGUUGCAGGCUCCGAUGGAUGAACUACCUGAAGCCGGGUAUCAAGCGUGGGAACUUGACAAGAGAUGAAGAAGAAACAAUAAUAAAAAUGCACGAAAAGCUCGGAAAAAAAUGGUCUGCAAUUGCAGCAGCACUGCCUGGAAGAACUGACAAUGAAAUCAAGAACUACUGGCAUACCCAUCUAAAGAAACGGCAACAAAAGCCGGAGGCUCAACUGCAAGGCAAGAGUGAGACCAUCCAUAAUGAAUUAUCUCAGUUGGACCUCUUGCCAUCUUGCAGUGCUCCAUCACAACUUCCUUUGGGCCUUUCCUCAUCUCCAUCUAUCGAUCCUGUUCUUGGGGCUAGUGGAAGUGUCAAAGUUGAGGCAAAUCUCGGCUUAGAAUCACAUGAAGAACUCCCAAGUUUGGCCGAUAAAGUAGUGUCCAUGGGAAACUGGGAUGCACAAGAUCUCCAAGAUAUGAUUGAUUGUAUGCAAGGGAUGGCUUUUGAUCCGGGUUAUGCAGUGCCAUACUAUGAGCCGUGGUGUGAAGAGCCUGAGUGGUCCAUGUAG
Molecule: messenger RNA, 693 nt
Organism: Thlaspi arvense
Lineage: Eukaryota; Viridiplantae; Streptophyta; Magnoliopsida; Brassicales; Brassicaceae
Source: the annotation of a GenBank genome assembly